Anopheles aquasalis is the source of this 7412-nucleotide messenger RNA. RefSeq names its product ubiquitin carboxyl-terminal hydrolase Usp2. The record is from RefSeq and is a predicted model, not a curated record. Gene Ontology annotation, biological process: protein deubiquitination. Lineage: Eukaryota; Metazoa; Arthropoda; Insecta; Diptera; Culicidae. Gene Ontology annotation, molecular function: cysteine-type deubiquitinase activity.
AAACCGUCAUCCCUUCCAACCGUCCUUUCUGUAUUAUAUCGCUAAGGAUAAAAUCGUUGGGUAGGGUAGGGUACGAUAGCACACACUUGGCCAUUUUUAUAUCUGCCUCCUCACCACCUCCGCAACUGCCGACUUCUGUGGAACCAUUGCAUGCUAGCUGAAUGCUUCAUGCGCCAACAUCUACAAACAGCAGUCUUGGGAUGCAAUUAACGGCCGCUGACUGGUCUAUAUCGCUUCUAUCACCUAUUCACCAUUUAUCACCCACACACCCUGGAAUACAAUCGGGUCAUAAGCCACCAGCCACAAUCAAAACCGCGCAAGCAAGCCUCCAAUGCGUCUUCUUCCAUCCAUUCGCACUACGGGCUACGGGAGAGACUACACGUGUAUGGAUUGCAACGGACUCAUCCCGUUUCGCGCCGGUAUCCUUUUUCCCCCCCCCCCCCCCUCUGUCUCUCUCUCUCUCUCUUCAUAUUCCAUACGUUUGGCGUGUUGCGCACCAUCAUUCCCUCCCUUACCCAUGACACAAUAUUAAAAUACCAUGCUUUUCAUAGCAUCUGCCUAACGCUCUGCCACAUCCGUUAUUAAUACUACUACUGCUACCACAACUACUGUUGUUACCAUCGCUAGGCGAGGCUAGUUGAAGGCUAGUACGCUGUCUAGAUGUUGUGAGCUAGUAUCCUCCAUCGGAUCCGUCACAUCCAACCACUUUUUUAUUAAGGAUGUAUCAGGCCGCGAGUAAUGGGAGUUGAAUCCACUAGAACACCGACCAACAUGCUACACGCAAACGGAUCGGUAGCGAAGCGAAGCAAAGAUUACACAGAUAUAGACGCUAGUCAUCAAUCAUUCACUACAGCUCAGCACAGCACCUUCCUCACCAGCACCAUAAUCAUUAUUCAUGCUGUCACUUUGUUCAACUACGUAUACGGUAAUGAUACGUAUGCGCGCUUUCUAGACUGGCGCGUCCUUUCCAUUAUAAGCGCGCGCAUGAGUGUGUGUGUGUGUCUGUGUGUGUGUCGGGGGGUACACGUGUGAGUACCUGCUGCUAGGGAUCUAUGCUUAGCCGAGCCUGCCAGCCAACUCGUCCUUUCGCGUGCUUAUUAUCACUAUUACCAUGACCACUACUGUUACUACUACUAUUACUACUACUACUACCAAACGCUGCCACACCUCUAGCGCCGCCUGCCGCUGGCUAGCGGAGUGCCUUUUUGGGAGGGAUUUGAACGCGGACCGUCGAUCGUCGUCUAGAUUCCGGAUCGAGAGGUAGGGAUAAACCUCUCCGUUCCUUGAUGGCACGGUUUACAGUGCCAGGUAUGCAGCUGUUAGGUGUCUCGGUAUCUGCGGUCUCGGUUUACCCUGAACAUCAGCCGCUCGCAGUGGCGAGUGGCACGAGUGGCGAGGUACUGGUGGGAACCGAUACGACCACUGCGCACACAGCAGCCUCAGGCACAGACACCGACGACGUGGCCACUGGUGUUGCUGACAGACGCACCAAACCAUCGUACGGUUUCAUCAGCCAACACCACAAGCACCACUUUCUUCAACAAGAGUGCGAGUUGGUGAAGCGCGAGCUAAGCCGCAGCGCGGCAGAGAUAGCCAAUCGCAAGAACCGAAACCGCUCACCAAGACCGGUAACGCAAAGGCCAGCUACGCCAGCUUCGGAGGCGCAUGGGGUGCCACCGAUACGUGGCAACGGGCAGCCAGUGGAGGAACAGUCACAGCACCCACCACCGCUACCGCUCCAAUCGCCAGAGCUUCAGAGCUCGCACGAGUGUCUCCGAUACCAUCAUCUUCAUCAUCAUCAUAAGCAACACCAAAACUUCUCCUCUUCCUCCACUCAUCAAGUCGUUUAUCAUCAUCACGAUCAUCAUCAUCAUCACCAGCAACGUUAUUCUAGUGGCCAGCAGUGGCUUCUGAGCGGCGGUAGCAACCGAUACAAUGAAAUUGCUCUUCCAGGAGCAGCUCCACACUGGCACUCACCCACUGUGCCAAAGCCACUGGAACCGCAAAGACAGGGAACAUUUGCCACCACGACGGUUACUCCUCUGUCACUGAUGGCACCCGCAUCAUUGCUUAAGCCCAAACCAUGCCAUCAGUAUCAUCCCAAUUAUUAUUCGGUAGUGCUACUGCGCGGUGGCGCGUCAGGAUAUCAGUCAGCACAGUUAGAGACGCUGAACCGCAUGGGUCCAUUGAUUACCAAUGGAAUCCUUGGCAGCGGGAACACAAACACCGCUACCAAUAACACGAAUACCAUCAGCAGCAGUAGCACCAUGCCUGCGGAACCUGCUUUCGUUACCCCAUCAUCAUCAUCAUCAUCAGCAGCAGCAGCAGCAGCAGCAGCAGCAACAGCAGCAGCAGCAGCAGCAGCAGCAGCAGCAGCAGCAGUAAAAGCAGCUACAGCAGCUAGAACAGAAACAACAUCUACGACAGCCACUCAAAAAACCUCUACUGAUAAUUCUCUUUUCAAAUCAUGGCCACCACCACUACUGUCGUCUUCAUCGUCCUCAUCUAUGAAUCGUCCGUUUGCGUCAACAACGAUUGUGCACAUCACUGGAACAACAACAACCAACUACAAUACCAACACCUCAACCUAUGCCACAUUGGGGCCGGGUCCGGCGAUCGCAGACGGCUCUACUAUUGACCGAAGCAGUGGUGCCAAUCCCCUGCUGCGUCUAGUAGCUUCAUCCUCAUCAGUGUGCAGUCCCAUAAACACCACCACCAUUACUACUGUCUUCACAUCGGUGGCAAACCGAGUCCAAUCAAGUACACUACACGAACCGGUUGACAGGUUGCUAGAAACAAUCCUACCAUACCGUAGCACCACCACCAGCUCCAUUUUGCAACCCUCUGCAGCAUCCAUGCUCACAUCCUCACCACCAACACGGUAUACACGGUAUACACCACCAUCGGUACUGCGACAAGUGUCCCGAGCCCGAUCUGGGGGGGUAACAGCACUGUCACCGGCCGGUGCGACAUCCGCUAGUAAUUCUCUCGAUUCUUCCUUCUCUUCCCCGGCGGGCUCAUCCCUCUGGACCGAUCCCUUUUCCAACACCACCACCACCACCACCACCACUACAACUACUAUUGAUCAAUCCCGCACCUUUGUAACUGGCACAACCUCCUCUAUAUCAUCUCCUUCCCCCCUCCACGAUCUGAUCAAUAACCUUACAAACCAACACGAUCAUUACCAAACCUUUGGGUGGAACAAUCACUUCAAAAAUUCUUACAACAACAACACCGAUCAUACUAAUACGGCAUCGAACGACAUGAACACCAUUCGCACGAUGAAAUCCCUAAACAUUACGGUGAACAUGGAGGAAUCGUUUACGCAGGCGACGAUCAAGCUACGCCCAGCGGCAUCGUCUCGUUCCUCGACGACGGCUCCGUCGGUCGUGGCAACGACUGCGACGAUCACUACCGUGAGCAACGGAGGCUCCGGCAGCGCCAGCGAGAGCAGUGCGUCGGUGGUGGUCCCAGGACGCUCGCUAAAACCGGCCGCCCUAGCCACGGUCUCGGCGACGACCGACGACCUACGACGGGCUGGCGAGAGCACAGGGAGUGAUGCGACAGGUGCCAAGGAUGGCGACUACCACGUAACGGCUACGAUUCGCAUCAAGCCUCGGGCAACCAGCAACAGCAGCAGCAGUAGCAGUACUCGCAUCAGUGCACUCAGUGAACCCAUUACCACCACCGUAUCGAACGUGGUCGUCAUUGCAAGCCGGAACGGAACAGGAACCACAACAACCGCCACCGGUACCAGUGCGGGAGGUUCGUCGGGCAACAGUAGUAGCAACAACGGUAGUACAUGCAGUAGCAGCAACAGCCUGAGCUUCCGGCACGAAGAAGAGGAGGAGGGUAACCAACAGAACAACAAUAACAGUCAUGCGAACAGCAAUGGCGUCAGCGAUAGCCAUAGUAGACGGGCUAGUAACGGGCCUCUUUGCCUACAGUCUACCGGCAUACGGCGUGGUUCGAACAGUAACAACACCAUCAAUAACAAUAAUAAUGGGUACAGUGAGCCGAUUGAAAAUAGUAGCAGCAGCAGCAGCAGCAGCAACGGAAUUGAGAGCCACAACGGGGCCACCGGCAAUGCACCCGUAGACAGUGCACGUUCGCUAAACGCGCACGAAGACCUGGCUGGGAAUGAUAAACUAAAAGCGAACGAAGACGGCAGAGUGAACUAUCAGCUUCGGACAGGCACCAGCACGAAAGGGCUAUCCUCGACGUCUAGCUAUCGAAGCAGUAAAGACUAUGAUUCGGCCUACCGUGUGUCGUCGUCGGGCUCUGGAUCAUCAGGGCCUCACAAGUCGAGCUAUGAUACGGAUUACGAUGUGACGGAUUCAGUGCGCGGUAGGAAGGAAGGAUUGUGUGGGCUGUGGAACAUUGGCAAUACCUGCUUCAUGAACUCCAUCAUCCAGUGUCUCAGUCAUACCCGUGAGCUGACGACUUUUCUGCGUAGUCAGUCAUCGAUCGAGCGAGGCGCGAACAAGGAUCACCGUAUCUUGGCCGAAUACACCAAGCUGCUCAAAGAUAUGUGGAGUGGUACGCAGCGCAGCGUUAACCCGUCGGAGCUGAAGUACGCUUUCUCCAGCAAACACCGGAUGUACUCUGGUUCGGCCCAGCAGGAUGCGCAGGAGUUUUUGCGUUUCUUUCUUGACACGCUGCACGGAGCCUUGAAUGUAGCAGUAAAGCGCGAUCCGCUCGGUGAUAUUGAUGAUGAUAUGAAUAAUCGUGUUAAAGCGGAUCUGCUGUGGAACUGGUAUUCGAAGGCAGAAAAUUCCAUGAUUAAAGACCUGUUUGUGGGGCAGUUACGCAGCACUCUGAAGUGCACCUACUGUGGCACCGAAAGCACCAUGUUCGAUCCUUUCUGGGAUUUGAGUCUGCCCCUACCGUCAUCGAAUUCACGGUGCAAAUUGGAAAGCUGUCUGGAAAUGUUCAUCAAAGAAGAGAUACUGGAUGGUAUUGAUCAGCCGACCUGUUCCAAGUGCAACACGAGACGAAAGUGCACCAAGAGUCUCACAAUCGAGCGAUUCCCCAAAUAUCUCGUGAUCCAUUUGAAGCGAUUCUCGGAAACCCGAUGGAGCAAGCUAACGAACGUAAUAGAAUUUCCAACCGGUGAUAGAGAGCUCAACCUUCAGCCAUACGCCUCCGAGGACAAUAUGGGGCCAGUUAAUUAUUCUCUAUACGGGAUUUCUAACCAUAUGGGUUCCACUGCUGGUGGUCAUUACAUUGCUGUGUGUAAACAUCCCAUUACGAAAGAGUGGAAUGAGUUCAACGAUAACUUCGUCAGCGAAACAACAGAACGUAGUUUGGUGACUUCCAGUGCCUAUGUCCUGUUUUACGAGCGUGCCUAGAAUACAAUACGUGAGUUUGGAUGCUGUGCAAAUUGUUAACAAACGUGAUGAUAGAGAAGGGAAGAUGCGGGUCGGCGGCUGGACAAUGCUUUUGUCUAAAUAUUCUUUCCGACGGCCGUGUGAAACGCGUAUUUAAUUCGGUAACACCAACGGCAACGAAAACGAUGCAAAUUAACCGAAAACUAUGAAUACUAAAAAACCAUACACCGCUAGGAAAAGUCUUUUGAAGAGGAGCAGAUAAGAAUGUGCCUCAAAUGGCUCUAGCAUACCAAUAAUGCACAGUACAGCAGAGGGAAAUGUAAACCAAACCUAAAUCUUUUCAAUAGCGAAAGUAAUAGACGAUGGUAGACGUUAAGUGCUGGGCAUGAGAAUCUAGUUCCUUUCUUUCCUAUCUGGCAUAUCAGGUAUUGAAAGUAAGGCUGUAAGGGCUAGUUACAGUAGAACACAAAAAGCUAGAUCUAGUGCAAAGCUAUGUUACAGCUAGAUAUGAACAACGAUGACUACACAGAGAGUGAAAUAUAUUUAGAAUAUACCUCCUGGUUGAACCAGGUGUACAACUUCGCAUUCACCUGUUGUCGGUCGGCGGUUUGUUGCACACAAAUUUUAUGUUAACUAUGUUUUCAUGCUGAAUUUUACCAUGUCAUCAUCUUAUACGCUAAAGUAGCACACUAAACGUAUACGUUUUGACUUUGUCUCGAACUCCAACAAACCAAUUUGAUAGAUCAACACAUUUAGUGGAAAUAUUUUUUCUCCUGUCCUAUUAGUUUACCUCUUGUUCUUAUACAUUUCUUAAAAAAAAGAUUGUUUUUUAAGUGAGAGUUUAAGUGAGAGAUUUCGAAAUUUAAAUAAUUUUCAACGUAAUUUCCACAUUUAAAUUUCUCUUCAUCAGGAAACAAUACACCAUAUGCAAUUGCGAGCUCUCGAUAAAAAUCCGCCGUAGAAUUCUUCAUAUUGAAGUACCAACUCAAUUAAUUGUUCUGAUUUCACAAUAGCACGGGGUUUAUUUUUCGGAACGUAUGCAACGAUGCACACUCUACGUUAAUGUAUUUAGUUUUGCGAUCGCUGCCUAAUGUUCAAACAUUCUGUAGGGAAACAGGGCAAAGUUGUACACCUGAGAGACAUACCGAGAACAAUAUGUAAACGAAAUUGAGAUUUAUAUAUAAAAAGAAAACAUAAGCUGAGCGAGAUAACGAACAAGGUUUGAUAGUUUCUUGUUUAUUUAUUCUUAACUUGUACGAGCUAGGAUUACGUAUAGAUACUAAAAAAAAACUAUCGCGACAAAGGAACAGGAAGCUUUAGCGAAGACAAAGGUAUUGUUUGAAAGGGAGAUGCCACUGGCAAUAGAAUGUGAGUAAUGUAGUAGCAAAAGGGGGAAAGCACAUGAUGAUUGUUAACUAAGAAAAGGUGUUAUCGCUGUCGUUUGGCCGGUAUAACACCCGAAAGGCUACCAGCGAAUUAUGAGGCAAUAUCGAUUAGCUUUGUGGAUAAAAGACAACAGUGGCUGUCUGAAGAAAAACAACCCCAAAACAUCACGAAAGAUAGGUCGACAAACUUACUCAUCCGGUUAGGCUACAAGCAAUUAAUUUAUUUUAUAUUAUUUACAAACAUAAAAUACUCGGAACCAAAUCAACCGGAACCUUAAAAGCGGUAGUCGCACGCCCAUCUUACCACACAAACACAGUAAAUUAACUAAUUCAAUAACGAUAAAUUGGCAACAGCACGUGCCUUGUGCUUUGUGAUUUCCGAUCGGUUCGUGAAGGAAAUUCGUAUCCUUUUCCAUCCAGCCGCUGCCAUAGAGCUGACUGGAAAUCGAUUCAUUGAUCCAACAGGGACUUGUGAGCAGCCGCAUAACUUUCCCUCCACUAACUUCCUCACCCCUCUAACCUACCCCCCCCCCCCCCCCCCCCCGCCUGUACUCACCAAAAAUGUUAGACAAGAGAACUAAGUUAUUGUGCGUUUUGAGCGACAGCGGUAGUAUUCAAUAUGGGUGCACUCUAGCGCCAUUGCUAGCUGCGUUUCCUUCUUAUGUUUGGAAUGAAUAAAUCAAGAAUCUGAUCGAAA